AUGUUUACACAGUUCAGUAAUAAUAACAAUACAAGUAAUAAUAAUAAUAAUAAUCAUAGUAAUGAUAGUAACCAUAGUGAUAAUGAAAUAGUUCAUGCUUAUAAUAAUAAUAAUCAUAAUACUAAUAGUUCAAUGUUAGCUCAGUUAAGUACACACUUAUAUGAAGAGUUAAAUGAACCACCGGAAACAUUUAUUGAAUCACUGCAAUCAAAUUGUGUACAACAGCUGAGAGAAACAAUUAAAAAGAGAACAAUGGCGGAAUUAGAUGAGAAUAUGUCUGGGUUGACAAAUAAAAUACUGAAUACUAAUACCAAUAAUAGUAGUAUUACUAAUAGUGCUAUUAACAUGCAAUCGUUAUCGUCAAUUAGUCCUAAAUCGGAAAUAACUGAAAGACCAAAUUCUGUAAUGAGUGAAACUAGUUCAUCACAGAUUGAUUCAACUGAUGAAAGACAGCAGGGUAACAAUAAACAGAAACAUCACCAACACCACCACCACCAACAACAACAACAUCCUCAUCCUCAUCAACAGCACCAACAACAACGUAGUCGAACUUCAUUUUCUAAUCUUCAACUGGAAGAACUUGAAAAAGAAUUUGAACAUACCCAUUAUCCUGAUGUAUUUUCACGGGAAAAAUUAUCAAGUCGUAUACUCCUACCAGAACCACGUAUACAAGUAUGGUUUUCUAAUCGACGUGCAAAAUGGAGACGUGAAGAAAAAUUGCGAAUUAAACAACUGACUUAUAGAAAUCAACAGAAAUCACUUCAUCAAAAUAACAAUAAUAAUAAUAAUCAUAAUAACAGAAGUAAUAGUACUACUACUAAUAAUAGUUGUAACAGUGAUAAUAGUAGUAUAACACUGGCAUCCUUUAUCUCACCGACAACAAGAAUACAAUUAAACCCAACAUGUACUCAACCUACUGACAGUGACAUGAAAAUGAAUCAAAUGAAGAUAAAAGAUAAUGGUAACAACAAUAUUGGAACAAUAGAAAUGAACAGAUCAAGCUGUUUAACUUAUCCUUUAGGUCAUUCAAAGAAUCUCAACACUAAUGAACUACACUCAACCACAUGUAAUAAUAGUAAUACUAAUAAUGAUAUAAUGAACAGGAAUGCCGACUUAUUAAGACCAUUAGAUGAGCAUAGAAUUCAUUCGAGUAAAAUCAAUAUGAAAGAAAAUAAAUCCAAUGAAGUUAUCUCAAUGGUUACAAGAUAUUCUAGAGAUGAUCUGUUGAUGAAUAAAGGUUACGGAGAGGAGGAUAACAGUCAUAGCCAACAGCUCCAUCAACAUCAUCAUCAUCAUCAUCAUGACCACCAAAAUCAUUUGUAUCACAAUCAUCAUAAUUUAAAUGAGAAACACUGGUCUUCCUUACAUCGUUUACAGCAGCAACAACAACAACACCAACAUCAACAUCAACACCAGCAUCAGCAACAUCCGCCACCACAGCAACACUUACAGUUGUAA
Molecule: messenger RNA, 1458 nt
Organism: Trichobilharzia regenti
Lineage: Eukaryota; Metazoa; Platyhelminthes; Trematoda; Strigeidida; Schistosomatidae
Source: the annotation of a GenBank genome assembly